AUGCAUGUAUGUGUUCAAACAAGGUUUAUAUCAAAUAUGCAUAGGGAUUGCUUGGUACAUUUAUUAUACUUUUUAAUUUCAUGGCUACCAAUGAACGCACACAACGAAGCAAUAUUUGACUGUUUAGAAGACUACAUGGACGAGUUGAUUGAAAAUUUCGAGGAUUUCGCGAAGAAGUCUCUUGUGUUAAUAACCGCGGCUCUGGGUAGUAUUGUACUCAUGGCCAUGUACUUCCUGAGAAAAGUAACAUCUCGCAACAAUCCGAACAUAAACAUUCGUAGAGAUAAAUGUGAGAGUAAAUCAUGCUGUAGGCCAAAAGAACUCGCUCUAAAGUGUAGUACCUCAAAGAAAUGCAAAAAAGAAAAGAGCUCAUGUAACAGACGAAUGCUAAUGUGCAACAAGAAGACAUGUUCAGUCCAAGAGACUAUGGAUGACAGUAUUAAAAGUAGUAGGUCGAGUUCAGAAGAAAAGCUUAUAAGAGAAGUAAAACUGUCUGCUUGUUCAAAGACCUUUCCUUCUUGCGACCAAAAUGGAACAAAGAAUACUGAGUCGAACUCCAGAGUUACUCUGAUAUCAGCUAAUCUCGAAGAAAUGCAAACACAGACGGCCCCUAAAGAUCAGCCACUCACUAAACCAACCUUUACUCCCGGGUGCUUACCAAAACAUCACUUGUCAAAGCCACGGCCAUGUGCGAGAUAUAUUGCUAUUCGCAAUUCCUGCUGCUCAAUGUGCUGCUACGAUGACGACAGGCGGUGA
This is a messenger RNA of Arctia plantaginis, 756 nucleotides long. The record is from the annotation of a GenBank genome assembly. NCBI's taxonomy places the organism in Eukaryota, Metazoa, Arthropoda, Insecta, Lepidoptera, Erebidae.